Trypanosoma brucei brucei TREU927 is the source of this 807-nucleotide messenger RNA. RefSeq lists its product as hypothetical. The record is from RefSeq and is a predicted model, not a curated record. Lineage: Eukaryota; Euglenozoa; Kinetoplastea; Trypanosomatida; Trypanosomatidae. The transcript has a single exon. Gene Ontology annotation, molecular function: dephospho-CoA kinase activity. The coding region runs from base 1 to 807 and encodes 268 amino acids. Gene Ontology annotation, biological process: coenzyme A biosynthetic process.
AUGGAUCCGCUUCUGUUAGGCACCUCCGCAGGUCUGGAAAGGAAUUGCACCGUGUUGUUUUCCCACCUUACCGCGCUCUGUGGCACAAAACCAGCUGGAGAGCCUCACAACCCGCUGCAGGUCCACUUGCGAGUAGAUGACGGCCAUCGGGAUACGGCGCUCCAGCACAUAAAGGUAUUAUACGAUGUGGCUGUACGACAUAAUCCAAGGACAUCUGUCACUGUUGUCCCACUGGCGCCUUUAGAGUACUAUGAGACGCCUAAUCGCAAUACAAAUAGCCGGGAGGGACACAAGUUACCACUCUUUACGGCCUCAUUAAUGACACCUAAUUGCGGCUUCAAUCCGGUGUACAAAGGUGUUGCAGUCGGUGGGACUUUCGAUCGUCUGCACGGAGGUCACAAACUGUUGCUUACUACUGCUUUGCUGCACGCCACGCAGGUCCUUCGGAUUGGUGUAACGGUGUCCACGAUGCUAACUACAAAGAUUCAUGCCGACCUCAUCGAGCCGUUUGAAGUACGCUGCGCAGCUGUUACAAAGUUUGCCCAUUUGCUACGGCCAGACCUUGGCCUUGAGGUGGCCGGCAUUGCAGACCGCGCUGGUGGGGCCGAUAGUGAUCCCUCGUUGGAGGCACUUGUGGUUUCACCGGAAACUGUUGGCGCUUUGCCUUCCAUCAACACAGCACGACUGUCGGUGGGUCUUAAGCCGCUAGAGUGUGUGUUGGUUCCUUAUGUAGGAGUCUGCGAUGAUGAGGAGAGUAGAGUGAGUUCCACCAACAUACGAAAGCGGUUAUGUGAGUUGAGUACCUGA